CCCAAAAGUCAAAAUCAAGUACAAUUUCUCUUUGACUUACCUGUUAUCACUUAUCAGAUCUUGAACCUAUAAAUAGAGUGUGACCUUCAGAGUUAAAGAAAAGAAAAGCACCCUACUUCCUUUAGAAAUGGAGCUAAGUUUUAGUAUGAAUACAGUGCUAUGUGUUGUGGGUGUGAUGGUGGUGAUAUAUGGAUGGAGAUUUUUCAACUGGGUCUGGUUGAAACCGAAGAAGAUGGACAAGUUCCUGAGAGAACAAGGUCUGAAUGGAAAUCCAUAUAAAUUUCUAUAUGGAGACAUGAAAGAGAUGGUGCAGAUGACCGCUGAUGCCAAAUUGAAACCCAUAAAUCUCACCGACGAUAUCGUCCCACGUGUCAUGCCAUAUCUUUAUAACUCUUCUAAGACUUAUGGUAAAGGAAAGAAUUUCUAUACAUGGAUGGGCCCACGACCUUUUGUGCACGUAACAGAACCUGCACUAAUACGACGGAUUUUGGCAAAUUAUGCUCGAUUUCAAAAGAUAAAUGGAGGAAAUCCGUUGGCAAAGUUGGUAGCAAGAGGGCUAGCAGAUGUUGAAGCUGAGCAAUGGGCAAAACAUAGAAAGAUUAUCAAUCCUGUAUUCCAUGUCGAAAAGCUUAAGCAUAUGGUACCAGCUUUUUACAUUAGUUGCAGUGAUAUGAUCAACAAAUGGGAAGUAUUAACAAAAGAAAGAUCGUGUGAAGUGGAUGUGUACCCUCAUCUCCAAACAUUUACUAGUGAUGUAAUUUCACGUACAGCAUUUGGUAGUAGCUAUGAAGAAGGAAGAAAGAUAUUUGAACUUCAAAAAGAACAAACAGAGUUAGUUAUGAAGGCUUUACAAUCGUUGUAUAUUCCAGGUUCCCGAUUUUUACCUACAAAGAGUAAUAGAAGGAUGAAGGAGAUUGACAGAGAAGUGAGGGCUACAAUAAACAAAAUUAUUAAUAAACGAAUUACAACAACGAAAGCUGGGAAAAGCAGUAGCGACGAUUUAUUGGGCAUAUUAUUGGAUUCCAAUUACAAAGAAAUCAAACAACAAGGGAACACCAAUUUCGGACUUACUACCGAAGAAGUCAUUCAAGAAUGCAAACUUUUCUAUUUUGCUGGGCAAGAAACUACUGCAAAUUUGCUCGCUUGGACAAUGAUUUUGUUAGCCCAACACACAAAUUGGCAAGAUCGUGCUAGAGAUGAAGUUUUAAAGGUGUUUGGAGACAGAAAACCAGAUAUUGACGGAUUAAAUCGUCUAAAAGUUAUUAAUAUGAUCUUGCAAGAGGUACUUAGGUUAUACCCGGCUGUUAUAGGAUUGGGACGGAUGAUUCAUGAAGAAACUACAUUAGGAAACAUAACCUUACCAGCCGGUUCAUUCCUCCAAUUACAUAUGAUGCUUUUACAUUAUGACAAUGAAAUGUGGGGUGAUGAUGUGAAAGAGUUCAAGCCUGAGAGAUUUGCAGAAGGUGUGUCAAAGGCAACUACGGAACAAGCAUCAUACUUCCCUUUCGGAGGGGGUCCACGUAUAUGUAUCGGCCAAAAUUUUGCUACGCUGGAAGCAAAAUUAGCACUUUGUUAUGAUUUUAAGAGGUUUUUUCCUUUGAGAUUUCUCCAUUGUACGCACAUGCUCCACAUACUAUCCUCACUAUACAACCUCAGCAUGGUGCUCAAUUGAUUAUGCGCAAACUUUAGUGGUUGUUGUAGCAAAACACAAAUAAAUAUAUUAUUAUAUGUUUUCUAUGUUAUUCUCAAUAUACAAUAAGGCAUGAUUUGGAGGUUGUUAAAAAACUUAUCAGAUUGCCAUCAAGAUUUUAUUUUUGGAAAGUACAA
Messenger RNA from Lactuca virosa, 1827 nucleotides. Lineage: Eukaryota; Viridiplantae; Streptophyta; Magnoliopsida; Asterales; Asteraceae. The record is from the annotation of a GenBank genome assembly.